This is a messenger RNA of Nicotiana attenuata, 6040 nucleotides long. RefSeq names its product histone acetyltransferase HAC1-like. NCBI's taxonomy places the organism in Eukaryota, Viridiplantae, Streptophyta, Magnoliopsida, Solanales, Solanaceae. Gene Ontology annotation, biological process: positive regulation of transcription by RNA polymerase II. The coding region runs from base 408 to 5462 and encodes 1684 amino acids. The record is from RefSeq and is a predicted model, not a curated record. Gene Ontology annotation, cellular component: histone acetyltransferase complex; transcription regulator complex. Gene Ontology annotation, molecular function: zinc ion binding; histone acetyltransferase activity; chromatin DNA binding. The transcript is spliced from 18 exons.
CCAAUUUCACCCUUUGACUCUAUCGUCUCCCGAUUCUCAAGUCUCCUUUGGGUUCUCGCCAUCAGCCAUCACCGCUCCUCAUCGUAACGACGGCCAGCCAAUCUACCACCUUCACCGCCACAUCCGCUAACUCCUCCCAUCACCGUUGAUCUCCAAGACACGUCAUUUGACUACCCUAAGCUCUCCUCCUUCAUCUCCACCAGCGGCUGCUGCUUUCGACAUUAAAAAUCUAAUCGAAUUCCAGGUGAAUUUUCGCAUUACAGAUACCGUGAGCGUAUUUUCAGGCGAAAUGGUUGGAUGAGUAUGUGCUCACUCAGCCAACAAAGUGCGGGAUUCUCAUCUAUUUAAUGGAAUGCUAAUAGGCUGUGCUAUGAAGUACAUGUUUUUUGGAAGGAUACAAGAUAAAAAUGAAUUUGCAGCAUAUGUCAGGUCAGAUCUCAGGGCAGGUUCCAAAUCAAAGUGGCACUUCUCUGCCUGGGCUACCCCAGCAGAGCGGAAAUCCUUUCUCUAUGCAGAUGCAAAAUCCCAUUAUUCAUAAUAACAUGCCAAAUAUGGAGCCUGAGUUCUCCAAAGCGCGGAUAUUUAUAUCAAAUAAGAUCUACGAGUAUCUCAUGCAGCGGCAGCAAGCCCAUGAGAAACCUCCGAAGAAGGUUAUGGAUAUAGUUAAACGCCUGGAAGAGGGCUUGUUUAAAAGUGCCUCAACAAAGGAGGAGUAUUUGAAUCUCAACACUUUGGAGAACCGCUUACAUGGCCUGAUUAAAGGCCUUCGAAUGAAUAAUCAUAAUCAACGUGUCUCUCGUGUUAAUUCUUCUGGACCCAUUGGUACAAUGAUACCAACUCCGGGCAUGGCGCAAGGUGUAAAUUCGGCCCUGAUUGGAACAUCAUCUUUUGACAGUUCCAUGGCUUCUGGGAGUACCAUUGCAUCUUCUACUGUCAACUCUGGUAGCUUCUUGCCAAUGGCUAAUGUUUCUUCCAGUGGGUGUUUGACAAAUGGAUAUCAACAGCCAACUUCCAAUUUCUUGGUCAAUUCAGGUGGGAAUAAUUUGGCACCAUCAAUGAGUGGACAAAGAAUGACAAGUCAAAUGAUCCCCACUCCUGGGUUUAAUACCAGCUGUGGUGCUAAUCUGAAUAGCAACACUAGUGCACAGUCUUCCAUGAGUUUGGAAUCACCCAGUAGUAUUGCUGCAUUUUCUAGUGUUGAUUCCACAAUUGUUUCACAGCCGCUGCAACAAAAUCAAAACAGCCGAAUACUGCAUACAGUUGGCAGCCAUGUGGGUGGUGGAAUCAGGUCAGGAUUGCAGAAUAGAUCCUAUGGACAGACUGGGUCUCUGAAUGGGGGACUUGGGAUGAUUGGGAACAAUUUGCACUUGUUGAAUGGUUCAGGAGCCUCUGAGAGCUAUAUACCAGCAACCACAUAUGGGAACUCUCCAAAGUCAUUAUCACAGCAUUUUGAUCAACAGCAUCAGCCCUUAAUGCAAGGUGAUAGAUAUGGUAUCAAUCGCGCAGAUACGUCGGGGUCUGGAAACUUGUGUCUUCCUGUUUCUUCUGUGGGAAUGGUCAUGAAUAAUCAAAACCCCCGUGCUGUAUCCUUACAGUCCAUGUCCAAAACAAACUCUCCUUUGAUUACCGAUCAAUCAAACUUGACCGCCUCUCAGCAGAUGCCAAAUAUAAAGGUUCAACCAGUUGAUCAGUCAGUGCAGAUGAACUUUCAGUCCCAGCAUUCACUGGGAGAUAACCGUUUAUCUUCCUAUCAGCAUCAACAUUGUCAACAGCCGCCUCAGCAGUUCCAGGAGCAACGUCAAUUUGUUCAACCUCAACCUCAGCAGAAGCUGCAAAGUCAGCAGCACCAACUUUUGUCAAGGAGCAAUACUUUUGCUCAAGCUCAGCUACCUUCUGAUCUUGGUAUUCGGGUAAAGUCUGAGCCUGGAAAUCAUGUUGAAGCCCAACAUUCUCGGGUCAAUGCUGAGCAAUUUCAGUUUUCUAACAUAAAUCAGUUUCAGUCAAAUUCAGUUGAAGACCAUUCUAAAGAUGCAGUAUUUCAGGGUCAAUGGUAUUCCACGUCGCAAGAUGGGAGUCAAAUACCAGGUAGCUUCUCAAAUAAGCAAAAUGCACAAGAGGAAUCGUGUCAGAGAACUUCCAGGAAGGAUGAAGCUUAUCCAAAUAAUUUGUCUACAGAGGGAUCUCCGGUCAGUCAACCUUUUGGUAAUAGAGCAGUUGCCACCAAUAACUCGAGCAGCUCCAUCAGCAGAUCUAAUAACCUUCCUCGUGAACGACAGUAUUUCAAUCAGCAGAGGUGGCUAUUGUUUUUGAUUCAUGCACGUGGAUGUUCUGCUCCGGAAGGGAAAUGUCCAGAGCAGAAUUGCAUAAAAGCUCAAAAACUAGUGAAGCAUAUGGAAGGAUGCAGUAACUUUGACUGUCAAUAUCCUCGUUGUCCUACAACGAGGGUCUUAAUUAACCACUACAGACGGUGCAGAGAUCUAAGCUGUCCUGUUUGCAUUCCUGUCAGGAAAUUUGUACAUGCACAACAAAAAGUUGCUCGUCCUGGCUGUAGUUCUGAUAUGCCAAAUCCUCCUAAUGGUAGUUGUAGAUCCUAUGAUGCUGGUGAAAUUGCUUCCAGGUUGACUGCCAAGCUGAGUUCGGUGUCGGCUCAAACAGAAGAUUUGCAGCCUUCUCUUAAGCGUACGAAGAUUGAGCCACCUUCUCAAUCUCUUAUCUUGGAAACAGAAAAUUGUUUUAUGCCAGUUUCCGCCUGUGACUCUCUUGUUACCCAAAAUGCCCAGCUCGUUGAACAGCAUGGCAAUGCUGUCGCAAUGAAAUCUGAAGUUACUGACAUAAUGAUAGAAAUUCCUGUAAAUGCUGUGCAAGUCAGUCCUGGGAGUAUAGAUAUACGAAAGGAUAAUUUGGAUGAUACCUGCAUUCAAAAGCCUGUUCUUGAUUCUGCUGUAUCAAGUAGUGCAGCUUCUCUUGUGAAACAGGGAAAUAUGAAGACUGAAAAGGACAUGGAUCAGCCUAAACAGGAAAUUACAUCAGCACCCUCUGAAAGCACAAGUGGAUCCAAGUCUGGGAAGCCUACAAUAAAGGGUGUGUCAAUGACUGAAUUAUUCACCCCAGAGCAAGUCCGAGAGCACAUUAUUGGUCUGAGGCGAUGGGUUGGCCAGAGCAAAGCAAAAGCAGAAAAAAAUCAAGCUAUGGAACAUUCCAUGAGUGAAAAUUCAUGUCAAUUAUGUGCAGUUGAGAAGCUAAAUUUCGAACCUCCGCCUAUAUAUUGUACUCCUUGUGGUGCUCGUAUUAAACGAAAUGCAAUGUAUUAUACGAUUGGAACUGGUGAUACUCGACACUACUUCUGCAUUCCAUGCUAUAAUGAGGCUCGUGGAGACACCAUUGUUGUUGAUGGAACCACUAUUCCGAAGGCGAGGAUGGAGAAAAAGAAAAAUGAUGAGGAAACUGAAGAAUGGUGGGUUCAAUGUGAUAAGUGCGAAGCUUGGCAACAUCAGAUUUGUGCAUUGUUCAAUGGUAGGAGAAAUGAUGGUGGGCAAGCUGAGUAUACCUGUCCAAAUUGCUAUAUUAUAGAGGUUGAAAGAGGUGAGCGUAAGCCCUUACCACAAAGUGCUGUUCUUGGAGCAAAAGAUCUGCCUCGUACAAUUCUCAGUGACCAUAUUGAGCAACGAUUAGUUAGGCGUUUGAAGCAUGAAAGGCAGGAGAGAGCAAGACGUGAAGGAAAAAGUUAUGAUGAGGUUCCUGGUGCUGAAGGGCUUGUUGUAAGGAUUGUGUCAUCAGUGGACAAAAAGUUAGAAGUGAAAUCAAGGUUUCUCGAGAUCUUUCAAGAAGAGAAUUAUCCGCCAGAGUUCCCAUAUAAAUCAAAGGUGUUACUGUUAUUUCAGAAAAUUGAGGGUGUAGAAGUGUGCCUCUUUGGCAUGUAUGUUCAGGAAUUUGGAUCUGAAUGCGCACAACCAAAUCAUCGCCGUGUUUAUCUCUCGUAUCUAGAUUCUGUCAAAUAUUUCAGGCCAGAGAUCAAAGCAGUGAGUGGCGAGGCUCUUCGUACAUUUGUGUACCAUGAAAUUUUGAUUGGAUAUUUAGAAUACUGCAAAAAGCGCGGUUUCUCAAGUUGCUAUAUAUGGGCUUGUCCCCCACUGAAGGGUGAAGAUUAUAUAUUAUAUUGCCACCCGGAAAUCCAGAAAACCCCAAAAUCUGACAAGCUCAGAGAGUGGUAUUUAUCAAUGUUAAGAAAAGCUUUGAAGGAAAAUAUUGUUGUAGAUCUCACAAAUUUAUAUGACCAUUUCUUCAUUUCUGCGGGCGAAUGUAAAGCUAAAGUUACUGCAGCUCGCCUGCCAUAUUUUGAUGGGGACUAUUGGCCUGGUGCAGCAGAGGAUAUGAUUUAUCAACUUCAACAAGAAGAAGAUGGGAGGAAACAACAUAAGAAGGGAUCUAUUAAGAAGACUAUAUCAAAAAGAGCUCUUAAAGCAUCUGGUCAAUCUGAUCUUUCUGGAAAUGCAUCUAAGGAUAUACUUCUAAUGCACAAACUUGGUGAAACUAUUUCUCCAAUGAAGGAAGAUUUUAUUAUGGUCCACCUGCAGCAUGCAUGUACUCAUUGUUGUAUUCUAAUGGUGUCCGGAAAUCGUUGGGUAUGCAAUCAAUGCAAGAACUUUCAGCUUUGUGACAAGUGUUAUGAAGUUGAACAGAAACUUGAAGACAGAGAAAGACAUCCUAUCUAUCACAAGGACACACAUAUACUCUACCCCAUUGAAAUUGAAGUAACUGAAGAUACCAAGGAUAAAGAUGAAAUUCUCGAGAGCGAGUUUUUUGAUACAAGGCAGGCGUUUUUGAGUCUUUGUCAAGGAAACCAUUACCAAUAUGAUACCCUGCGGCGUGCUAAACAUUCCUCAAUGAUGGUCCUUUACCACCUUCAUAAUCCGACUGCACCAGCAUUUGUGACAACUUGCAAUAUUUGUCAUCUUGACAUAGAAGCAGGUCAAGGUUGGCGGUGUGAAGUUUGCCCAGAUUAUGAUGUGUGUAAUGCUUGUUAUCAGAAGGAUGGUGGAAUUGAUCAUCCUCACAAGCUAACUAAUCAUCCAUCCAUUGCUGAGCGUGAUGCUCAGAAUAAAGAGGCUAGGGAACUACGAGUUCUGCAGCUUAAGAAGAUGCUUGAGCUUUUGGUGCAUGCCUCUCAGUGCCGCUCUUCUCUUUGUCAAUAUCCAAACUGUCGGAAAGUUAAGGGGCUUUUCCGCCAUGGCAUACAGUGCAAAGUACGUGCUUCAGGAGGUUGUGUUCUCUGUAAGAAGAUGUGGUAUCUACUUCAACUUCAUGCUCGUGCAUGCAAGGAAUCUGAGUGUCAUGUGCCACGGUGCAGAGAUUUGAAAGAACAUCUUCGGAGGCUGCAACAGCAGUCUGAUUCUCGGCGGCGGGCUGCUGUUAUGGAGAUGAUGAGACAGCGUGCUGCGGAGGUUGCCAACAGUGCUGGAUGACCAUUUUGUUGUACAUGUUGUAAUAGACAUACAAGGUGUUACUGGUAUGCUUGGAGGUAGGACAAUUGUUGGUAGGAACGGUCUCGUAAUGUACAGGAAACUGCUCACCAACAUACAAGCUUGCUCAUUGCUGUUAGGCUACUCUAGAAGGUUUUGCUGUUUCUGGUUGACCGUCGCUUAGGCGUUGAUUCUUUCACUUACUCACCUCUGGGUUAUCUCCAUCGUGGACCUAUUCUUUCACUUGGCCGUCUUUCUGUUAUCUCCAUUGUGAUGCUUAUAUCUCCGAGUUGCUCUCAUCAACAAUGCAUCUCCAGGAGCGUAGAAUGCCAAGCGUCCCUGCCCGUAGCUCAUAAGUGAUUUUUUAAUUUCAUUCUGUUGUAAUCCAGCAAAAGUCACCGUUUUGAGGGCAAAUGUGCCUGUCUUCCUGAUUUAUUUUAUCAUGCAUUAAACAUGCGGAAAGACAACUGUUUUCCUUUUCGUGUGAAUAGUUGUCUCAUUCUAUUCCUUGUUCUCAUAUUUGGAGUUAGUCUUGUAGAUGUUUUUCUUAUUUAAAAAUGCAAAGAAAUACUUUACAAGUA